AUGGCCAUUAACAAUGAUAUGGAUGACUGGGGAGGAGUUGGCAGCAGUGACUCGGGGGAGCGAGCGUGGCUCUUGCAAAGCCCCAGCAUGGAAUCCACGCCGCAGCAAGAGUCGGAGAGGAGGCCGGGCGGCAAUGUGUCAUCUUUGGGAGCCGUAGUCAUCGUGGUCAAUGCGGCUUUGGGAGCCGGUUUGCUCAACUUCCCGGCAGCCUUUAAUAUGGCUGGGGGAGUGAUGGCAGGAGUGAUGCUUCAAAUGUUCAUGCUGAUCUUCAUUAUCAGUGGUUUGGUGAUUUUGGGAUACUGCUGUCAGGUCAGUAACGAGAGCACCUAUCAAGAGGUCGUACGAGCCACUUGCGGAAAACUCACCGGAGUCCUGUGUGAGGUCGCCAUUGCCAUCUACACUUUUGGCACUUGCAUCGCCUUCUUCAUCGUCAUCGGAGACCAACUUGACCGCUUGAUUGCGGUGGCGUUUCACGAUGGCUCUCUCACUGGCUUGUGGUACACAGACCGCAAGUUUACCAUUGUUGUCACUGCAGUUUUGAUCAUUCUGCCUUUGUCCAUUCCCAAAGAGAUUGGCUUCCAGAAAUAUGCCAGUGCUCUGAGCGUGAUGGGUACCUGGUAUGUUACCAUCGUUGUGAUUGUGAAAUACAUCUGGCCCGAUCAAGAAGUCAUGCCUGGCAUUGUUCCCAGCAGUUCUACGUGGACUGCAGUUUUCAAUGCAAUGCCAACCAUAUGCUUUGGUUUCCAGUGCCACGUCAGUUGCGUACCAGUGUUCAACAGUAUGAAGAAGAAAGCGCUCAAACCUUGGGGGCUUGUUGUUACGCUCAGCAUGAUAAUCUGCCUCUUUGUUUACACUGGGACAGGUGUUUGCGGCUUCCUGACAUUUGGUUCCAGCGUAAACCAGGACGUUCUCAUGUCAUAUCCUUCGGAUGACAUCGCCGUGGCCAUCGCCAGGGCGUUCAUCAUCGUCUGCAUUGUCACCUCAUACCCUAUCUUACACUUCUGUGGCCGGGCAGUCAUUGAAGGUCUUUGGUUGCGCUGGCAAGGCGAGCAAGUGGAGGUGUGCGUCCGGCGCGAGCAGAGACGGAGAAUCCUGCAGACGCUAGUGUGGUUCGUCGUCACCCUCGUCCUUGCGCUCUUCACCCCAGACAUCGGACGCGUUAUCUCGCUCAUCGGAGGACUGGCGGCCGGUUUUAUCUUCGUCUUUCCAGGUCUAUGUUUGAUCCAAGCCAAACUGUUGGAAACGGACAGCCGAUCCGCCAGCUGGCACGGUCUGGUGGUCUUCGGUAUCACCAUGGUUACGCUCGGAGCGUUCAUCUUCGGCCUCACCACGACUAAUUCCAUCUAUCAGGACGUCAUCAGCUAA
Molecule: messenger RNA, 1365 nt
Organism: Nerophis lumbriciformis (worm pipefish)
Lineage: Eukaryota; Metazoa; Chordata; Actinopteri; Syngnathiformes; Syngnathidae
Source: RefSeq, a predicted model, not a curated record